AGAGCAGUAACUCCGUGCGACCGACCGCCCGUGGUUACCGUGACUGAAUCUCGUCCUGCGGCUCCAGGCCUCAGCCACCUGUUUUUUCAGCAACUCUUCACGGAUAGCAGCCGAGAACUCUCCUGUCAACUCCCGCUUCCCCUUCUUCUUUCCCUUUGAGACAGGUCCCAGAUCCGCGCGCCGUUUCCCGCUCAUACCUUCGGGUUGCUUUGCCUCCCAAGCUAGGAGGCUGCUACGAGUAGCGCGCCAUGCGGCAAAUGCUUUGCACCCACUGCUACUACAAUUCCUAGAAUUCCCCCACCACUCACGAUACGCCCAAUGGAAAAAAGAAAGCCGGGAAGAGGCGGGGCCUAACUUGUCUUUGCCAAUGGGUGCCUCUGGUGGUGCAAAGUCCUUGCUGUGAUUGGCUAUGCGACGCUCUGGUUAAGGAGACUAGCUCCCUUCUACGAUUCGAGCCCGACGCUGCGGAAGGAUAGGUCAGAGUGGACUUCCGGUGAGCGUCGGCCCUCUUCUCUUGUGCCUCCAUGUUAAUGGCGGUAGCGGUUGCCGAAGUGGGACUCUAAUCCGGUUUCAAAGGGGAGCAGCUUUUUCUUUCAGCUUCCGUCUGCCCCUGCCAGCACUCGCUCGCCAGCAUGUCUGUUGUGCCGCCCAACCGUUCGCAGACGGGUUGGCCCCGGGGUGUGAACCAGUUCGGGAACAAAUACAUCCAGCAGACCAAGCCUCUCACCCUGGAGCGCACCAUCAACCUGUACCCACUUACAAAUUAUACCUUUGGUACAAAAGAGCCCCUUUAUGAAAAGGACAGCUCUGUGGCAGCUCGGUUUCAGCGGAUGAGGGAAGAAUUUGACAAGAUUGGAAUGAGGCGGACUGUAGAGGGUGUUCUGAUUGUGCAUGAGCACAGGUUACCCCAUGUGUUACUUCUGCAACUGGGCACAACUUUUUUCAAACUACCUGGUGGUGAACUUAAUCCAGGAGAAGAUGAAGUAGAAGGACUCAAACGUUUAAUGACAGAGAUACUGGGACGUCAAGAUGGUGUUCUGCAAGAUUGGGUCAUUGAUGACUGCAUUGGUAACUGGUGGAGACCAAAUUUUGAACCCCCACAGUACCCAUAUAUUCCAGCACAUAUUACAAAGCCUAAAGAGCACAAAAAACUCUUUUUGGUACAGCUUCAAGAGAAAGCCUUGUUUGCAGUCCCCAAAAAUUACAAACUGGUAGCUGCGCCAUUGUUUGAAUUAUAUGACAAUGCACCAGGAUAUGGACCUAUCAUUUCCAGCCUUCCUCAGCUUUUAAGCAGGUUCAAUUUCAUUUACAACUGAAUUCCUGAGCCGUGGAAGAGUAAAAGAAGCCGUCUCUGUGAGCACAGCUAUACAAUGUAGAAGAAUAAACAGAAUAGGAAGUUUCUUUUUGUUCCCCCUCCCCCCCUUAUUUUUCCUCAAAUUGCCUCAUACUUUAUAUUGUUUGCAUAGUAAAGUGAAUCUGAAGAACUGUCCUAGAUAGUGGUGUAAACAAAUGUGAUAAUGUAUAUUUCACUUUUGGUUCUACCCAUACUUUUUGUACAACAUUAAACAAAGUGGACCUGUUUCUAUUCGCAGUUUUUACUUUAUAUUAAAUCUUUCCUUUAAAUCCUUACAGGUGAGGAUCAUAAUAUUUCCUUUUAGGCUGGUAGUUAUUAACAGAAAGCUGGAGAUUUAGUGUACAAAAGUACAAUGGUCCCUGUUGUGAUGUCAUUGUAAGGGUUUUGAAGCAUAAUCAUGUUUCAGGAGAGAUCCUUCAGUUAUUUCUGAGAUUUAGGUCUCCUCACAUGGAAUCUAAGGAUUCUUCAAAAAAGUAGGGACCCUCAAAUAUUUACUUGGAAACUGGUGAGACUAUGUUUCAAAGUCAAGAUAGGAGUGGUCUAAAAUGAGAGACUACUCUUCAGUUUUUUUAUUUAGUGGAAAGGUAAGUCUGUAUGUAGUGAUAUUUUGUUUAUUUAAUACAAAAACACAUCAUUUGAUAUGGACUGUCUUUCCAAAUUAUUUUUAAAACUUUAGUAAAAACAUUGAUCUGUAAUGGUUAGUUGACACCCUUUAAAGUACAGGUUUUUCAUGGUUUUAUUCACUGGGUGUUUUGGUGGUCUGAGACAUGGAUAUAACAUAAAUGUUAACCUAAACUAUAUGUAUAUGUGUGUAAAUUGAAGAGAAUAUAGUCAUGGAUAUUAGCACUGAAAAUUUCAUUCAAAAUAUUUUUUGUAAUCUAAAUUAAUUUGGCAGUGAAGAAAGGGCAGAAGCUAACUUUUUGUAUGUGCAAAUAAAAGUACACCCAUGAAAUGAAGACUUUAAAAUCUGUGCCUAAUUAAAUUUAAAUUUAUUUGAAAAAGUUUCAUGAGUGAAGGAAUUUUUCCAAAUUCAUAUUAAUAAUAUCUGCUUUUUCAGGAUGUGUGUAUAUUAUUAAGAUUUUAAUAUAGAAAUUAUUGAUAAUGGGCUUUAAUGGAAAGGAAUCAAGAGCUAAUUUUAACAACUGAUAGCUUAAGGUUUAUAUAAUUAGGUAUAAAAUCAAUAUACAGCAGUAAAUUGAUGUUAUAAAUGAGUUCUCUUGAGUCCCUAAUUAUCUCUGAUACCUAGUACAGUAAUUCUGUUAAAUAAUCCCACAUGUGGGAAUUAAACAUUAUUCCUAAAUUCUCUUGUCUCCAGUUGAAAAGCAAGGUAUUUUUAUUUGCUUUUUGCCUAAACUGAAAUACUAGUUGUUCAGAAGAGUGCUGUAGAAUUGAGCUGAGCCCAUAUAUAUGUGCAUUCAUAGACUGGAAUAUCACCUGAAACCUAGAUCGUGUUUAUUUGCUGUUAUGACCAGAUGGUACCAUUCAUCUAUUUAGUUAGUUUAAUUAGUCAUUCAGGAGUUAUUGGACUGGCUUUUGGAUGGCAUCAGUAUGGCCUGAAUGUGACUUUAUUGAAUAGCCCUGUUCAGGAAGUUAGGGAGAUUUGAUCUGGAAAGCCAUAUAGCUAAUUGCUUUAUGUCUACCUGGCCUCAUUUCGCAGGCAGUGCAGUCUGUUCCCUUUUCCAUUCCUACCCUGUGGAAAGUUGCAGAUUGCACUGUCCUUUGAAUAAGUGCAUACUUGCUUCUGCAAGGGAAACCAUGUGUAAAUAUACCUCAUCCUUUCUUGAUGUACUUUUUGAGGGUGGGAAAUGGGGGAGUUCUUUGUGUGUCUGUGAUAUUAUGUGUGUAUGAUUUUUUUUUCUAUUAAAAUAGAUCCUUGGUCAGA
This is a messenger RNA of Trichosurus vulpecula (common brushtail), 3236 nucleotides long. RefSeq names its product nudix hydrolase 21 (gene NUDT21). The record is from RefSeq and is a predicted model, not a curated record. The transcript has 7 exons. Gene Ontology annotation, molecular function: mRNA binding. Bases 633 to 1316 code for a protein of 227 amino acids. Gene Ontology annotation, cellular component: mRNA cleavage factor complex. Lineage: Eukaryota; Metazoa; Chordata; Mammalia; Diprotodontia; Phalangeridae.